This is a messenger RNA of Symbiodinium pilosum, 1965 nucleotides long. Lineage: Eukaryota; Dinophyceae; Suessiales; Symbiodiniaceae. The record is from the annotation of a GenBank genome assembly.
AUGGUUGCAUGGGCGAUAUUUUUCUCCGUUUGUGUGCAACCAAAUCAAGCCAUUAAGGAUGUGAGCGCGGCAGUCAGCUCCCUUGGUGAGAUGCAAAUGGGGCCAGGGGAGGUUCUGCCGCAUUUUAGCUACCGAUUGCUCCGAAAGGAGACGAGGUCGUCAAUACUGGCAUCCACAGAUCUGGCGUCAGCCCCUGCGCUUGGCAGAGCUCCAGAAAUAAAGCCUAAGAAGGCUUCUGGCGCAGUGUCUGCCUUAGGUGUUGCUCCGCAACUGGAGCAGAGGAGCGCUGAGCAGCGAGCACUGCCGGCAAGUUCGCCUGCUUUGGGAAGUUUCAGUAGCUCCUCCAAAACACGGACAGAACGGGGCAGGGAAGCAUCAUCUGCAUCAGAGUCCACCACCACGUCUGCGGAAACCUUGAGAGGUGAAGGUACCAUUUCUGAAGCUAGUACUAGCGAGGAACAGAGUGACAAUGAUGGCACCACCACGGACCAGAUGGGAAUGUCGACUACCGACGAUAGCUCCUCUGAAGAGGAGGAAGAAGAGGAGGACAUGGAGGAAGAGGAUGCACGCAGCAUGACAACUUCUGCACAGGCAGGGCCUGCAGAAGAGGGCACGGAAACGGAGGAAACCAGCACAAGUGGUGAGGGAGUUGUUGCUUCAACCACAACUUUACCUGAACAGGAUGCACAAGACGAGACAUCAAGCAGUAGGGCUGCUGUGGAGGAGUCUCCCGAGCAAGGCACUACCUCCAGUGAGAACGUGGACUCGACAGAGACAACUACGGAGUUCACUGAGGAGGAGUCUAGCAGCAGCGCCAGCCACAGCACCACAACAGCUCGCCCAACAGCAUCUACAACGUCAGGUGCCGAAUCAACUGCUGUCACAACUACGUCCAAGACAAGCAGAAGAAAGCGCUCUGGUGCCAAGAAGGUGUCCACAUCUACUAUAGGGCCAUCAACAUCGACUUCGGGAAGGAAAAGCAAAACUACUACUCGCACCAGGGCCAGUGCUAGAUCAACUACAAAGGCUGCGAAGAAGCCUCCGUCCACUACUACUUCAUCAUCGAGAAGAGAAGCGAAGACGCGUUCCACAAGCAGACAGCCCAACCGCAAAACAUCCACGCGGCGUGCUACUUCUACCACCUCCGGGCAGGCGUCUUCCAGGCCAGGCAAACCUGGCCCGACAAAAUCAACAACCCGUCCACAUAGCGCGAGUAGCUCAAGCAUACCAGUGAGACGGGCGUCUUCGACAUCACCCUCCUCGGCCAAGACAUCCUCUACCACCAUGGCUAGCACACCCUCUCAAUCCACAAGCUUAUCUACGUCAAAGAUGGAAACCUCUGCCCAGAUGCGCCAACAAACAACAGAAUCCACGACAACCACCCCAUCCAGGGACACUAGUACUACACAGCAAUCGCAAACCCAGUCCGCAAGUGUUCCGCUUGCGACGACAGUUCAAAGAGCAGUUCCAAACCCCGUUGCACAAACUGCUUCAAGUACCACAACCUUCACCACCACCACCACGGCCACCACCACCACCACCACCACCACCACCACCAUCACCAUUACCACCUCCACCUUCACCACGACUACAGAAACAACUUCCUCCACGUCCACUAGAAGCACAACCUCCUCCACACCUGCGACAACCAAAGUGCCCAGCAUCAGCACAGUCCUAACUACGACGGCGGCAUCUCUUGCCACCACGCCAGCGACAACGACCACUGAUAGGGUCCUUCCUAUGUGCCAAGGGCCUGCCCUGGUUUGUGAUCCCAAGGAGACGGACCCUUGCAAGUAUCAAAACCCUUGCAAUGGGUACCAGAUGUGCCAAGAAGGUGUAUUCAAACCAUGCGUGGACUUCACAAGUGGGGGUGAAAGCGGCUGUGAGCUCUCGCAGGACGUUUGUGACGGAACUCAGCUACAUCCGCUUCUUCUUGCUCGAUUGUCAGCGGGCCUCGUGCAGUAG